Messenger RNA from Electrophorus electricus (electric eel), 2101 nucleotides. It is a transcript of the gene fdps, whose product is annotated as farnesyl diphosphate synthase (farnesyl pyrophosphate synthetase, dimethylallyltranstransferase, geranyltranstransferase). NCBI's taxonomy places the organism in Eukaryota, Metazoa, Chordata, Actinopteri, Gymnotiformes, Gymnotidae. The record is from RefSeq and is a predicted model, not a curated record. Gene Ontology annotation, molecular function: (2E,6E)-farnesyl diphosphate synthase activity; dimethylallyltranstransferase activity. Gene Ontology annotation, biological process: trans, trans-farnesyl diphosphate biosynthetic process. Gene Ontology annotation, cellular component: cytoplasm.
GGUAAAAUAAAACCACCGUCUCAAAUAAGUGACAGGUUAUGUUUUGGCAGUCACUAUCUUGAACGGGACAAGACCGAAAUGGGGGACAGCAACUGCAGAAACACUGUCCAGUUGUCGGACCCUCAGCUCUUUGAGAGACAGUUUGAGAAGAUCAUGUCUGAAUUAACAGAGCAGGACAUGACAGACCCAGUCCUUGCUGAUGCACUCAGCAGACUUCGUGAGAUUCUAUUGUACAAUACUACUGGAGGCAAGAGGAACCGUGGCUUGUCUGUGAUUGGUUCACUGCGGGAACUUGUUCAGCCUGCUACUCUAUCAUGUGAAGAGGUCGAGCGUGCCCUACUGGUCGGAUGGUGCAUCGAACUGCUUCAGUCUUUCUUCCUGGUGGCUGACGACAUUAUGGACGCCUCUUUAACACGGAGGGGUCAGCCUUGCUGGUAUAAGAAGGAAGGAAUCGGGCUAGAUGCCAUUAAUGAUGCUUUUCUCCUGGAGGGGUCCAUCUACCGUCUUCUACGCAGGCACUGCAGAGGGCAGCCGUACUAUGUCCAUCUUUUGGAGCUGUUUACUGAGACCUCCUUCCAGACAGAGCUGGGUCAGGCCCUUGACCUUAUGACAGCACCCCCAAACAAGAUUGACCUGGACCGCUUCACUGUAGAGAGGUAUAAAGCCAUAGUGAAAUACAAGACCGCUUUCUACUCCUUUUAUCUCCCUGUGGCUGCAGCAAUGUACAUGGCAGGGAUCAACAGCGAGCUCGAGCACAACAAUGCCAAACACAUCUUGCUUGAAAUGGGAGAGUUCUUUCAGAUACAGGACGAUUACUUGGAUUGUUAUGGUGACCCUGCGGUGACGGGAAAGAUCGGGACUGAUAUCCAAGACAACAAGUGCAGCUGGCUGGUGGUCACAGCACUGAGGAUUUUGACCCCUGAGCAAAGAUCAGAGCUACAGGCGUGUUAUGGCCGCAGUGAUGCUGAGAGUGUGGAGCGAGUGAAGGCACUCUAUGACACUCUGGAAUUGCCCAUCCGAUACCACCGAUAUGAGGAGGAGAGCUACCGGCGUCUCCAGGGCCUCAUCCAGCGUCACGCUCAAAACCUUCCCCGUGCUGUUUUCCUUAACUUUGCCAAGAAGAUCUACAAGAGGAACAAAUGAGGCAGGACUGUGUGGACAGGACAUGACUAAAGACUUGGACUUUUGUAGUGAUUCAGCUCAAGCAGACCAGCUAUGUGAAGUGUUUCAGUACAGCAUGGCACAGGGUUGUACAGAGGAGGUAGUACAUCUUGUCAGUAGUGUAAAUACAUUCUCAAAAUUGUAGAUAUGUUUAUCUUAAAGACUUUUAUGUCAUAGUCAUUUUCACAUCUGUUGGAAUUUGAGAUUUUGCAUAUUAUCCCAGCUAUUAUCCUGGAGGAUAAUGUUUGACACUGUUUGAGCGAAGGAAAAAAAAAAACGCUGGACAUUUUAGUUAGAUUGUAAAAUAAAUAUCUAUGAUUGUUCUUACUUUUUAAUGCUUAUGUGGGCUAAACAUCUAAUUACAUGAUUCCUAUCCAGUACCAUGAAAAAGGCUUUAGUAUAAGACUUGUACACUUCCUGAAUCUAUUUAUGAAUGAUUUAUUGCAUUUUCACAUAUUACUAUUGAUCUAUCUGAAAAUCUAGCAGUGGUCUUUAGCUUGUACAAAAGGCUAAAGAUAAGCCUUAUUUGUGCUACUUUAACAGGGCUUUCUGUAAGAAAGAAGCUGUGUUCAGGCUGUUUGUAAGGGCAUGGUGCCAAUCUCAUUUCUUACUGUGUCUUAACUCAGUGAGUGGGUUCUUUAUUGGGUUUUGUCCAUUGCUAGGCAUUAAUUCAACUAUUCAAUUUUGUAAAGCUCUCAAGACAAACCAUAAAGCAUUUCCCUGCACUGCACAAAUCUGGAAGAAAAGUAAAAUCUUGUGCAAACCUGACCACCUUUUUGCAAAAUUAUGAGUUUAGAUACAAAACUUGCCAUCCGGUCUUUACAUUAAUGGUGCUGUAUUUAAUCCCUGUCCAUGUGUACGCUCUCACUGAAUCAUUACUCUAAACCUGAAUAGCAUAAGUAGCGAUUUCAAUAAAAAGAUGAAAUGCCUUCAGAGUUUA